This is a messenger RNA of Archocentrus centrarchus (flier cichlid), 678 nucleotides long. Its product is annotated as RING finger protein 224-like. Lineage: Eukaryota; Metazoa; Chordata; Actinopteri; Cichliformes; Cichlidae. Gene Ontology annotation, biological process: protein ubiquitination. The record is from RefSeq and is a predicted model, not a curated record. Gene Ontology annotation, molecular function: ubiquitin protein ligase activity.
AUGGCGGAGGCGGUCGUUGGAGGAGGCAUUUGUGGCUCUGGUCCGCCGGGCUCGUUUCCUAGCGACGAAUACGAGUGCAAAAUAUGCUACAACUACUUCGUUGAUCGUCACCAUCCCAAACUGCUCAGCUGUUCCCACACCUUCUGCCUGGAAUGCCUCGAAACGUUGCACUUCCGGGAGGGUCGGGGAUGGAGAAUCGGUUGCCCAGUGUGCCGCCACCGAACUCCUUUAACGGAAUGCCGGGUCCGCAACCUCUCCGACAACACAGCUCUCACCGAAGCGCUCGCGCUUAAGAAGCACGAGCCCGAGGACUCGUCAAACGCAGAAGAAAAAACGGCUCUGCCCGCUUCUCCUGCGACCUCCGCGGAGACCGGCGGCGGGCAGAUGGAAACGUGCAAACAAGUUGCGUUCAAGACAAGUUGCGUGUGCGCCAUCUUUUCCUUUUCUCCAUGGCGGUUGCUUUUAUUUCUGGGCCUCAUUUUUGUGCAUAAUCUCAGCCACAUCAGGUCGCUCAUCCCUGUCUGCUUGUCUGUGGCCAGCAUCCUCGCCCUGCUCUCGGUUAUUCUGACUUGGUUAACCUGCAUGCUUUAUCAACCUGAAACUGAAGCAAGCAACCCAGUUUAUCUCAAUAUCUGUGAUCACCUGGCUGCAGAGCUAAGGUACACCAACGAAACCUAG